Engraulis encrasicolus (European anchovy) is the source of this 3587-nucleotide messenger RNA. RefSeq lists its product as uncharacterized. Lineage: Eukaryota; Metazoa; Chordata; Actinopteri; Clupeiformes; Engraulidae. The record is from RefSeq and is a predicted model, not a curated record. Bases 1 to 3540 code for a protein of 1179 amino acids. The transcript has 9 exons.
AUGGUUGCCUGGCUGCAUCCUCUCUCCAUACCCCCUGCUCCCUCCUCCACCUCCUCCUCCAUCUCUCCUGUUGCUUACAUGCUGCUGUGUUGUGUGUGCUUUGCACUGCUGCUGCCACCCUCUUCCCACAGCACCUUGGUGGUCCCCCCUGCCUGCCCCCUCAUCACCCCAUCCUCCCAUCACAUCCUCUCUCCACUCAUCUUUCCACUCCUCUCCUGGACAAUGGAGCGCAGACGAUCCAGGAACCGUGGCGGUGGUGGCGGCCAUCGUGGGAAAAAGGGGCACAAUGAGGUGGCGGAGGACAUCGUCACGGAGAGGAGCGCUGAAGACCAGCUCCAGCCCCCCGCUGGCACCCUGUCAGACUCAGAGUCGGCCCCCGUCGUCGCCCUGCCAAUUCAGGCAUCCACAGGGAUGUACUCAGCCCCCAUAGCCAAGGCCAACAAGCCCUCCAUAGAGAUUCACUCAGCAGCCCCCUUAACCAAGGACAGUGAACACUCCACGGAGAUGACUCAGCCCCCUGCUCUAGCCCAGCCAAAUGCACCCUCUGUGCACUCCAGCCAAACACACCCUCUACAGGGCUGCUCUUCUCCAAGUAUCCCAUCAUCCCCUCCUCAGCCCCUUGCUGAAGAUCUCCUGCCCCAGGACACUGAUGAUGAUGAUGAUGCCGCAGCUGCAGGCUGCUCCGAUAGUCCACAUGCCAAGAGAAGACUCCUAGAUCAAAACCACGCAUCCCUGUCACCGCCACCGCCGCCACCGCAGCCCAGCUCCACCACCACCCUCUACAAGGCCUUCGACAGCGACGCGUGCCCCAGCGCACCGCCACUGCCAGAGGAUGACAACUUCCUGUCGGGACUUCCUGUCGGGGCUUGUUGGCUUGCCAGGGAGGAAGAGGAGGGGAUUGAUGUCGAGGAAGAGGAUGCAGAUGUGGUGGUGGAGGAGGAGUAUGAUGAUGAUGAGGAUGAUAACGAUCCUAACCACAACAAUAAGGAUGAUGACGGGGAUGUGGAGCUGGCGAUUAGAAAGGGAUGGACGAGUGCAUCCAGGGGAUGGAGAGAAGCGCAGAGUGAUAUGCCGACACUGACAGCCCAGACAGACGGGAGAGAAGCGCAGAGAGAUGCGCCGACACUGACAGCCCAGAGAGACGGGAGAGUUGCGGAAUGUCAGCAGCAGGCACUGCAAUACUGGCAGCAGCAACAAGCCCAAUAUCCACCCCAGCUGCAACAGGGGUAUUUGCUGCAACAACAACAACAACAACAACAACAACAACAACAACAACAACAACAACAACAACAGCAACAGCAGCACAGUAUGUUACAGCAACAGCCCGAUCUCAGAGAGCUGCAGUUGAGGCAGGAGCGCCACACUCUCCUGCAGGUGCGUCACCAGCAGCAGCUCCAGUUUCAUCUCCAUCAGCAGCAGCAACAGCUGCAGCAUCUCCUGCAUCCUCCACAGCAGCAGCAUCCUCACCUUCUGGGUCGCCAAGGGCAACAACAGCAGCAGCAGCAGCAUCAGUACCACCACCACCACCAGCACCAGCAGCCUCAGCAGCAGCCUGCACAGCCUCAGUUACCACAGCAACGGACACAACUACCAGGGCAACAGAAGAAUCCUAAUCAGCAACAGACACCACCAAAACAGCACCAUCAGAAGCCACCAAAACCACCAAAACACAGGCAUCCUCACUACCAACAACUAGCAGAACGACAAGGUUCUUCUCCUCAGUUGUGGAAACUACAAAGACAACCGUCUGAUCAUCAACCACAGACAGAACAACAACAAGACGAAACACCACGAGCCACUCAGCAGCCUGACCAUCAACAACUGGCCCAGGAACAGCAGCGGCAUCAGCAGCCAUCGGCGCGAGAGCAGCAUCCCCCUCGUCAGCAUCCAUGGAAACAGAAGCCUCAUCAGCAGCAUCAGCAGGGACUGGAUCUGCAGCAGCAUCAGCAGCCUACGAAGAGCAGGCCUCCCAGGGACAAAGAGGCACGGCAGAACCAACAGAUACAACAGGCCGCGUGUGAGCAGGCCGUCUUCCUGCCUCCCCCGCACGGCAUCCUGGGAGUCUGUGGCACCCAAUCAGACAGCGCCAUCAGCGGGCAGGAAGUGGUGACGGGCCAGCGUCUAUUCUACGGGGCGCGCGUGGGCAGCGAGACACGCAACGUGGAGUUCAAGAGGGGAGGAGGUGAGUAUCUGCGCUCCACUUUCCGCAGCCACCUGCGUCGCUACGCGUGUGCCUUCCUCAACAGCGGCGGCGGGAUGCUAUUGGUCGGUGUGGACGACGAGGGUGUGGUGAGGGGCGUGGCCUGUGACCAUCGGCAGGAGGAUCGAGCAAGGCUAUUGGUCGACUCCAUCCUGAAGUUCUUCCAGCCACCGCUGAUGCCACACAGCUACAGCCUCAGCUUCCUCCCCGUCGUCAGGCCUGGACCAGAGGGGCUGGACCUCAAGGUGUUGCGUCUGGCACUGCAGCCCCCCCGGGCCCAUGCACUGCUGUCUCUCUAUCAGACGGACCAGGGGGAGAUCUUCCUCCGCCGCGACGGGAGCGUGGAGGGACCCCUCACAGCCAACGCCAUCCAGGAGUGGGCACGGCAGCGUUGGAGUGUGGAGGUGCUCCGCCUGCAGCACUGUAUCCAGGGUCUGCUAUCGGAGCAGGGCCUCCUCCUCCAGGAGGUGCGACAGCAGAGCCUGACCAUCGCCGCCCUGCAGAGGGCGCUAGUUCACCUCAGCAGCAGCGCCCCUAGUGGACCCCCACGCACCCCUGCACCCCCGAACAGCCCUGCUCCCCCUGACACCCCCACACGGGCACCACCACGGAACCAGACCGCACCCACAGACACCCCCACACCGUGGGACCAGACCUCAACUCGCCAGGGCUGGGUACCGAUGGCCUCCAACAACCCUGGUUGUACUACUCCUGCUGCCCAAGAUGCCACCACACCCCCAAACAUCGCCUGCCACGUCACUGGCCCUGCUCCUGCUCCUGCUCCUGGUCCUCCACCUCGAUUGGAGGGUCUGCGGGAUCGGCUGCUGAAGCUGAGCCGUAGAGGCAGCGGGGGGAGCCUCAAGGGCCCCAAGAGCCCCAAGGGCCACACCCCCACCCCACAGAGCCUCCUAUCGCUGUGCCCGUCCUCCAGUGAGACCCGAUUAGGAUCAGGGACACCCAACAAGAGCUUCUUCUUAUCCUCCUCCUCCGGUUGCCCCUCUCCCAGUGGUACCCCGAAACCUCAGCUGUUCCCCUCUACCAGUGGCACGACCCCAGUGUCAGCGUCUGCAUCAGUGUCAGCGUCGUCCACCCCACCGGCUCCGGCGUCAGCAUCCCUCAGUGUCCACAGUGUUGACCAGCUGGCAGCGAUGGUAGUCCACGAGGGACACAGCCGGAGCAGCACCAGGCUGAAGGGAUGGGAGAGGAGCUGGGGGAUUGUGGAGGAUGCUCAGAGUCAGGGCCCCUGUGUUGGUUACCCACAGGGAGAGAUGGAGGAGGAGGAGGCAGGAGGAGGCUCAGGUACCCAGACGCCAGUGUCUGCUGCCUGCAGCAUCAUGUGAGAGGAGAGGAUAGGAAAGGAGAGGAGAGGAGAGGAGUGGAGAGAGGA